Molecule: messenger RNA, 4641 nt
Organism: Heterostelium album PN500
Lineage: Eukaryota; Evosea; Eumycetozoa; Acytosteliales; Acytosteliaceae
Exons: 7
Coding region: 1-4641 (1546 amino acids)
Biological process (GO): intracellular distribution of mitochondria
Cellular component (GO): cytoplasm
Molecular function (GO): mRNA binding
Source: RefSeq, a predicted model, not a curated record
AUGAUUAUAGAAAAUAAUAAUAACAAUAACAAUAGUAAUAGUUCGACACCUACCAUUUUUUUGAACAAUGAAAAUGUAGAAAAAGAACAAGAACAACAACAAAAUGGUGAAUUUCAUCAAGAAGGUGAUAUUGUUAACAACGGCAACGAACCUUUGAAAUCACAUAUGUAUUUAAAUGCACCACCACGAUCAAGUGUUACGUCCUAUCAGUUACUCUCUAGAUCACCUUUACUCACUAGUUCCAACAUCUACAACAGCUAUAUCAGCUAUAAUAAACAUAACAACGAUAACAACGAUAACAACAACAAUAGUAAUAACCAAAUCAAUCAAACGAAACAGACAACACCACUAUCGAUUUCAUCAUACGAUGAACCUGGUUCAUCUUAUCAAUUUCUAAAAGAACAACAUAAUCUUUUAUUAAACAACCAACAACAACAACAACUUUUAAAUAGUUAUGAUAGUUAUGGUGGUAGUGCUGCUGGUAGUAUUAGUCCAGGUGUAAGUGUCAGUAACAAUAGUAUCAGCAUCAACAGUUUGAGUUAUAGUGGAUACAAUUAUAGUUGUUAUGAUUCAUCUAUAAGUGGUGGUAUCUACAAUCAAAAUAACAAUAGUAACAACAAUAAUAAUAACAACAAUAACAAUAAUAAUAAAACAAUCGACAAAGAUAAAGAUGAUGAUCAAGAGAAUCAAGAGAAACAAAAAGAUGAAGUAGAGAAACAGAGACGAUCACAACUCAUAUUGAGUUCACGUGAAGUAAAAGACAGUGGUAGAGAUUGGAAUCAAGAGUUUCAAACACUCUUACGUAUGAAACCAUCACUCGAUAAAUUUCAAAAGCUAACAUUUCUAGCAAUUGAUUUUGUUAAAGCUGCGGAAACCUAUGGUAGUUUCAUUAUUAAGGAAAUGUUUAUGCCAAGUCAUUUGAGAACGAUUGCACCCAUCGAUAUUGGAGGUGUUGCAGGUGGUACCAAUUUGCAUACGGAUCAAAAGAUACACGAUCAAUGGCUAUACGGUGGAAGAUAUCCAUCUGACUAUGGUGCAUCUAAAGCUGCUGGUAAUGAAUUAAGAGGAUUAUCUUAUUUCUUUCAAAAUCUGUUGGAUACAGAUUGUGGUGAUAGAAUCAAAUGUACCGUUGAUGUGUUUGUUGAAUUCAUUGUUUAUAAUUAUAGGUUAGCAAUGUCAUUAUUACCGAUUAAUAAAGAAACAUUGAUAUAUGGAAGUUGUAAUGGUGGACAUCAUGUACAUAACGAUGUAGAGGAAGUCAAUUUAAUGAUGGAGAAAAUCGGUAAAGUGAUGAACUUAAGAGGUCAUCUCUCUGGUAUCAAUCCUAAAUUCCUGUAUGGUCCGGGUGACUUGGAGAUUCAUCGAUCAUUGAAGAACAAACGUGAUUACUUUGCAAUUGAUUUCGCAAGAUUAUUACCACCACAAGCAUAUUUCGAUGAAUACAAUAAACCAUUAUAUCAUAGAGAUGUAUUUUUUAAAUUAUUAAGACCGGAAUUGGUUAGAGGAUAUGAGAGACCGUUGUCUUCGGAUUCUUUCAGUGGUUGGGCUGCUAAUGACCCGAACUAUCAGGAGUACAAUCAGGAUAUUGCCAAUGCAUCGAGUCAUCUGUUGGAGGUGGUAGUUAGAGAAGCUGCCAAUGGACUGGAAGCGAGGUUCAUUGAGAACAGAGACUAUCUGCUGGUUAAUUUCGAUACCGCGGUGGAAGUCCACAAGUUUGGUGUGAACUUACGACAUCUCGGUUUAGUUCGAAGUCAAAUCGAUUCACAUUUCAAAUCGCUACGUAAACAGCUGUUGAAUGAAAUGGUCGGUCGUGUCCUAAAGAAUGAAAUCAAAGAUGAGCUGCGUGUCAAGCUGAGUGGUCACUUGAUUGGCUCCGAGGAGAAGUGUAUCGAUACGAUAGUCUCUUAUUUAAAUACUGUUUUCAACGUCAAUCGUUUCAACAGUGAAAAAGGGUUCUGGUUGGUAACGGUUAAGAAGUUGCUACUCGAUAAAUUCGGACAGAGCUGUUUGAGUGGCGACGAACUGGAUACUCAAUACGACUUGUCGAAUUCCGUUGAUAUUGCAAAGGUUAUUGGUUUCUUCCAGUUGAAAACCGGUAUUAAACUAUCGAAGCGUGUUAAGAAGCUGUUGGGUGAGGGUAAGAUGCCGAUGGUGUUGUACACCGAUAUUAAAGCGGUCGUUCCAGUCACCAAGCAUUCGGCAAUGAUUGCGCGAUCCGAGGGUGUUUCACUGUAUAUGAAAGCACUCGAGAUGAUCUAUGCCAAUACGAUUUACUUUGGACAUCCAGCUCGUGAACCUAACUACCAACAAUUCACUCAGACCUAUUUCGAGGAGAUCAGUCUGCUGGAUCAUUGUCGUCAGAAGCUGGAAGCGGCAUCGCGUUCCGCUACUACCGAUGCCAAUCUAUAUCAUCUGCUUGGACUGGUCGAUAUUGAGAAUCAUAAGCUGCGUAAUGAUGACGGACCGUACAUAAAGUAUGCAGAGCGCAGUCUUCAGGUGUCGCUAUCCUAUCAGAAGUCAGCGGGUGCAACCGUUGCACUUGGAACAGUCUAUAGCUUGACAAGAGACUUUCAAAAGGCAGAGCAAUUUUACCGUCAGUUGGACCGCUUCCCCGUCGAACAAGUAAUACCGACACUCUUUGAGAGUGCAUCGCUUUACGCACCGUUCUUUGCAUUCCCUACCAACUACAAUCCAAACUAUUUCUUGUUGUCGCUACACCAGAUGAUUCACUUGAAUAUUCUCACUUCAAGACUGGACGAUCAACACAUUGUAAAGCUGGAAUUCCACGAUAAUAUUACCAAACAAUUGGCGGUGAUGUUACUUCGAAUCUUGCAAAUUAAGAAUCCUCAAAUCAGACAAUGGGUAUUGAAUCUCUACAAUGCUAUCUAUGAACUUCCGAAAUUCACUAGAAUCGCCGCUCAUUCCGACUUGAUAAAGACAUUCUCUCCGGUUCUAACAUCAAUUCUCCAACAGUCACCUGAUAUUCUCGACGAUGUUAUGCGUGGCUCCAUAACGAAUCAGGUUGGAUCGGUUCCACUCGAAUGCUAUUUAAAGUAUGUGCCAUCCGUUGCCGCUAUCCGUUCUCUAGUCACAAAAACACUACUUCAAUAUCCAAUUGCUUCACUCGCAGAGGAACAACAAUUUCUGUUAUUCAAAGACUACGAUACCACUACCAUAUUGCUCUCGCUUGACAUACAAUACACUAUGCUUAUCACCAAGCAUUUCGACCAACCCGCAGCAUUGGCAAGACAACUAUCGUUAUCAAAGUUGAUAAUCGAGAAUUCCUAUCUCGAUGAUAUCCAACAGACAGAGUGUUUCUUUUCCAUCAUUAUGCCAACACUCAACUAUCUAAAGUUAUCAUCGAUUGGCUAUGACAGUAGUGUUAUUGAACAUGUAGAGCAUUCCACUUCAUUGAAAAUCGAUAUUCAAUGUCCGAAUCUUCGAGAAGUUUAUUUGACAUCUGUGAAGCUACCGAAACCUCUGCUUACCUUGCUCUUCAAGAGAUUCGAACACUCUGUUGAAACAAUUCAUAUUGAAGAUAUUGAGAAUUUCGAUAAUCAACUACUUCAUUCAUUGAAAUCUCUAAAGUCGCUAUCUUUAUCCUAUCAACCUGGAGUCACAGUUAAAAGUAUUCCGUCAUCCAUUCAAUAUCUUAAGCUUCAAGUAGAUCUCGUAGAGGAAACAAAAGAUGAAUCAAGUAGUAGUAGCUCACUUUUGAAACAAUGUCCACAUUUAAUUUCAAUAGAUUGUCCAUCGUUUGACAAUAGUGCUGUAGAUGAUAUAGAAUCAUUGAAAACUCAUCCAAUUCAAUGUUUAUCGUUAUAUCUAAAUAGUAAAUUUGUCUUGGAAAAGACAAACCUUGCCAUUUGGUCAAAGAGCAUGAGAGAUCUCACAAUCAAUACAUCGCAAAUCGACGUGGACAAUCAUGAUAAUCUAGUCACCAAUUUACUUGGUUCCCUUAGGAAUCUUACAAUACUCAAUUUAGUAACAUCGAAAUUCAGUGACGCAUCACUAAGGUUAUUCAUUGAAAACAUGAAUCAACUUGAAACCCUAUCGAUAGAUUCCACCAACUUUAAGCUGGAACCUCAAGACAAACCUUGGAAAUCAGUACAAUCAUUUAGUUUUGUAAAUGCAUCGAAUAUACCGGAGCAACACUUCCUCAAUCUCGGAAUCAUUUUCCCAAGUCUGACGGAGCUAUCCAUACAACAACCAAUCAACUUUACAGACACAUCAUUCAAGAAAGCACUUCAGAAUCUAGCACAACACAAAAUAGAAAAACUCACAUUGGAUGGCUGUACAGAACUAACGGAUUCCUCCAUCAUAGCAUUAUGUAGCACUACCUCCAUAUGUAAAUCAAUGACAAAGAUCUAUUUCAUUGUUCCAAAGAUUGGUGAUUCAUCGAUCAUCAAAAUAGCAGAGACAAUGCCAAACCUCAGAACGAUCAUCUCCUAUUCCUUCAAGUUUGACACAUCCGAACAAUAUUUUUGUAUUCGAUAUCCACAUAUCAAAUUCAACCAACUCUAUCCUCAUCCCGAUACUACUUGGUUUAUUACAAUUCAAUUCAAUGGUAUUCUCAGAUUAAAUAAAAUUAUCGACAGAUUUUAUAAAGAUAUUACUUUAUUUAAAUAUACAUAUAAAUAA